UCAAUGGAAAGCUGCAGACCCAUGAGAGUUUGCAGUAUCAUCGUGAUGCUGCCACUCGAGCUCAAGCCUUUAUUUUGACAUACCACAAUCCUGAGCAAAGGAUUCAACACCAUGUAUCACAGCAGGCAAGAGAGAAUUAUGAAGAGAUUUUCAAGUCUUGUCUGUCAUCGUAAAAGCCAUUUUGUAUUGCGGGAGGCAAAACAUCGCUCUGCAGGGUCACCGUGAUGACUGGACAUCUACCUCUUCAAAUAAGGGUAACUUUAUGGAGCUACAGUACUGAAACUCCUUGGAGAGUUUGAUGAGGGCCUUUGCAUACAUCUAGAGAGUGGAAGGAAAAAUGCAAUGUACACUUCAAAAACAGUCCAGAAUCAAGUCAUUGCAAUCAUUGCUGAUAUGAUACGUGAAGAGGUCACAACACUUAUCAAGGGAGAUAAUGCUUUCUUCUCUAUAAUUGCUGAUGAAGUUACGGAAACGCAUUCUAACAGGGAGAUCAUGUCUCUGUGCCUACGGUUUGUAGCACGGAACAACGACCAGCCUGUAAUCAAAGAGGUGUUCUUUGAUUUAUGCUAUCUGACAAGAACAACAGGAUUCACUAUUGCUGCUGCUAUAAAAGAAAGUCUCAAGACUCAUGGUGUCGACAUCCAGAAAGCCAGAGGGCAAGCAUAUGAUGGUGCAGCAGCUAUGUCAUCGGACAAGGCUGGUGUUGCAGCUCGAAUUUGUGAUGUGGCACUGAUGGCAGUCUAUACUCACUGCAACAGCCACAUUUUGAACCUGAGUAUUGCAGCAAGUUGCAAACUUCCGGAGAUUAGAAACAUGAUAGACACUAUCAACUCUUUGUUUCUCUUAUUCAACUCAUCGCCCAAAAGGCAGACAUUCAUGGAAUUGGUGCUGGAUGUUGAGAGCACCCAGACGAGGAAACGACAUAUAAAAGGACUUUGCAAGACUCGCUGGGUUGAGAGACACACCUGUUUUGAAACAUUCCAAGAAAUCUAUGAGUAUGUUUGUAUCUCUCUGGAGGCUAUCUCUUGGCCUCAUCUUCAUCCUGAACUAGAGUUGGUAACACCCUCAGAUUUAACGAGUGAAAAGUGGAACUGGCAAAGGGAUAGAGAGACCACAGUCAAGGCACAGGGAUUGCUUGCUUCGCUGCAGAAGCCAAGAGUUUAUAAUGGCCUUCGUUGUUGUGAAGAACUGUCUCCAAUUGUUAAGAGGAAUGACAACCAAAUUGCAAAAGAGGGAUAUCGACAUUGUCUCAGCAUAUAA
Messenger RNA from Corticium candelabrum, 1260 nucleotides. RefSeq names its product 52 kDa repressor of the inhibitor of the protein kinase-like. The transcript has a single exon. Bases 343 to 1260 code for a protein of 305 amino acids. NCBI's taxonomy places the organism in Eukaryota, Metazoa, Porifera, Homoscleromorpha, Homosclerophorida, Plakinidae. The record is from RefSeq and is a predicted model, not a curated record.